Messenger RNA from Acaulospora morrowiae, 590 nucleotides. The record is from the annotation of a GenBank genome assembly. Lineage: Eukaryota; Fungi; Glomeromycota; Glomeromycetes; Diversisporales; Acaulosporaceae.
AUGGAACUAUACCAAAAACUAGUCAAUGUAGAAUUUGUAUCGCAAAGUUAACAGGUUCAAAAAAAGAAGCGUAUAACUAUUCUACUUAUGGUAGUACUACGAAUUUGUGUAAUCAUUUAAGAAAACAUGGAAUCAAUGAGAAUAAUUAUAAAAAAUUUCUUAACGAACAUAACAAGUUACGAGAUCCUAAUUAUCAAGUUAUAGAUUCUACAGAUGCUGAUAGUAUUAUUGAUUCUUUUCGACAAGAAAAAAUUACUCGUUUAUUAGUUACUUUUAUUAUAUGUGAUGUUCAACCAUUAAUAUUAUUAAAACGUCCAUCGUUUAAGGCAUUCGUUCAAGAAUGUGCAUCUGGCUAUACUAUUCCUUGUGAAAAAACUGUAAAAAAAAUUAUUCAUGGGGCAUAUACUUGGACUCAAGAACAAAUAAAAGCAUUAAUCGAAAAUACAACACAAACUAUUAAUUUUACAACCGAUCUUUGGACAGCUAAAAAAAUACUUUUGUCUUGUCAUUAUCUUCCAUAUCCACAUACUGGCGAAGCAAUUAGAGAUGAAUUAAAAAAAGUUAUUCAAAAUUGGAAUUUAGAUAGCAAA